ACACCUGCAGUCGGACACACAGCUCCUGCCCUGACUGUGUCACAGACAGGGAAGCCGUUUGUCUAAACUGAGAUAAGAAGCAGCGUUGUCGUGAGAGGUUGUCGUUUAGCGGACAGUCACUGGGAGUUGCUCGCUGCAGCAGCAUCACCACCCGGACAGGUUGAAGCUCCAGGUGGCCCCUGCCCAUCUGUCCCCCAGGAGGGAAGCUUGAUCCUCAGCUGCUGGCUGAAGCCAGCACUCUAGCUGUGCACCAUGGAUGAGACAGAUGUGGAACAGGUGACCCUGGCUCUACUAGAUGCAGCCAAUGAUAAAGACUCAGAGGUCCAGGAGCAGGUCAGAAAGUCUAUGUUAACCCUGGGAAAACAGCAGCCAGACCGAGUGCUAGCAAUGUGUCAGGACUACCUCCUGAAACACCCAAAGCUGGUCGUGAGCCACAGAGUUGUGAUUCUUCAGACUAUUGAGCUGAUUGCUGGCUGCAGUAUAGAGGAAAUAAGUUCCCCCAGGAUAAAAAGCAUCAUCUCUCUGGCCUCAGAUGAGAUGACACGAUCAAAGGAGGUCAUCCCUGACUGGCAGCAGGCAGCCAGUAAUAUCUUGGUUGCUGUGGGUAACAAGCACAUCAACGACAUCAUGGAGGAGAUACUAAGCAAGUUUCAGCCAGGAGUCUUACCUCAUUUCUUUGUCGUCCAAACACUAGCCAACCUCUCUGAUUCCAAUGUUUAUGGUAUGGUACCCUUCCUGAAUGCUAUUCUGGGCACCAUGUUACCUAUGCUGAGCAUGGCCAAACAGGACAACGUGAAGUGGGUCUUCUCUUCUGCCCUGUGUCAUUUCAGCGACAGUAUCUUGGAGUACCUGGCCAACCUGGACAAGGCUCCAGAUCCCACAGUCAGGAAAGACACAUUCUCCAGUGAGAUCUAUGCUGCUUUCGACAUCCUCUUCAAUAAUUGGUUACAAAGCAGGGAGUCUAAGUUGAGGCUAACUGUGGCCGAGGCAGUUGGCUCUAUGUGCCAUCUGAUGGCCAGUGAUAAACUGGAGGAGCAAAUUCCUAAACUCAUUCCUGCCAUCCUGUCCCUGUACAAGAAAAACAAUGAGCACUACAUCAUUAGCAAGAGUCUUUGCCAAGUGCUUGAUGCUUCUCUCAACAUGGGCAGCAGGGUGCUGGAGACACAACUCGACAGUCUACUCUUUGUAUUGCAUCAACAGGUGUCUGCGCCAGUUGAUUACAGCAACCCUCCUACUGUCAAAAACCACAACGAGGUCCUGCGCUGUUUCAGUUUGCUCGCAAACUCCUUCCCAGACCGGCUGGUUAUGUUUGUUCUUCAGAAGUUGGAGAACAGUAAUGAGCGGAACAGAAUGGGCUCACUCGCUGUCCUUCGCCACCUCAUCAACUCCACCACUUCAACAAUGGAGAAUAAGAAGCUCCUGAUUCUGGCCAGUAUCAGACAACCAAUGGCUGACCACAGCAACAAGGUGAAGAAGCGUGUGGUCCAGGUGAUCAGUGCGAUGGCUCAUCAUGGUUAUCUGGAGUUAGAAGGAGGGGAGUUACUGGUUCGAUUCAUAGUUCAAAACUGUGCCUUACAUGACACAUACCAGCGUGGUGAGAGGCCCACAGAUCCAGAGGAGGUGACAAAUGAGGCACUAAGGAUGAUGUGUGACAACACCCUUCAUCUCCUGACCACCACUGUUGGACGACUAGCAGAUGUGCUGUGGCCCAAGCUGCUGUACUAUCUGACCCCUCCACAAUACAGCAAUGCCACCACUCCUCUGUGCAAGAGUCUGAUAGUGCUGGGCAACAAGAAGAAAAAUAACCAGGAGCCCAGCUUUAACAUAGACUUUAAACAGGAAGUCAAUCUGCCCUCUCCUCAAACACUAAUGAUCAGACUGCUGGUGAAUUCAGCAUUCCCGUUCAAUAGCAGAGGUCACGGAGCUCCGUCACUCUCUCUCCUGCAAAUCCUCAGUAUCAACAUUCACCCCAAAACAGAGAAUCUCUGGGAGAAAGAGAUACCUCCUCUGCUGUCUAUACUAGAGGAGUCAACGGUGCAGACGCUACAUAAGAAGCACUGGGAUGAGAAGCUGCUGAAGCUCUUGUCUAAAACCCUGGCCUCUAUUGAUGAUGACAAGUGGGUGUGUCAGUUGGCAGCCGAGGCAACAAGAUAUCUCUCCACGUAUAACAAUGCCUUAGAGGAGAAGAGUUUCCUGUAUCAGUGUUUAGGAGUGACUCUCCAGCAGUGUUUCAAUAAGGAGCUGGUUAAAAAACAACUGCAGGAAAUCCUCCUCACAGCACGACACAAUGACGCUGUUGAAAGAGAGGGAGUUGCAAUGGGCAUCGGUCUCUGCGCAAACAGCCACCUGGAGGGAACUCUGGCUAAACUGGAUGAAUUUGGAAAAUCAGACGCCUUCAAGAAGUCACCAAGCAUUUUCAACCUGCUCAAAGAGCGUAAUGAUGUUGAAGUGGAGAAGGUGAAAAGCACAUUAAUCCUGUGUUAUGGUCAAGUGGCUCUGAAUGCACCUCCAGAAAAGAUACUAAACCGCAUUGAUCAAGACAUCCUUCGCUGCAUCAGUAAACACUUCAAUACCAAGGUUCUGGGGAUAAAAGUAGAGACAAAGGACCUGACUAUGAAACUGAGUUUGAUCCAGAGUGUUGGCCUCAUAGCCAAAGCCAUCAGUGAAUGUGUGAAGAAACAAGGCUACAUCUUCUCUCGCAAACAGGAGCUCAUUACUGUUAUGCUGGAUUUUAUCAAGGCAGAGCCAGCUGAUUCAUUGAGGACUCCAGUACGCCACCUUGUGAUGGCCACCUGUGCCAACCUAAUGCCUCUUGACCCUGCACUGAGUGAGAAUGAGAGCUUUGACUUACUAAAGGUGUGUGUGAACAGUGUGUUUUCUCUGCCACCUGACACACACACUCCAGAGAAAAUCAAGGAAGAGGAGAUACUGGACCCCAAGCAAAGAAAGGCGUUGUACAAAGACACAUUGGCUGCACUGCAGGAGCUGCUGAAGAGCGUACUGGCCAAGGAUCCCACACCUGAUGGCCUGCAGGGCGUCUUCAAGCACAUUGAAUCAUGGUUGAGCUCUGGACAGGACCACGAGAGAGAGAGAGCUGUGACAGCUACUGCUCACAUACUGGCUUUCUACCUGGAUAACCUGACUGUAAAGAACAUGGUGUCCUUCCACAAUCUUGGAGCUCUGCUGGGUCGACUGUCUCCACGCUGUUCUGACCCUCAACCGGUGGUACGCGCUGCUGCUAUGGACUGUAUAUACACACUGCUUUAUAUACAGCUACGAUAUGAAGGUUUUGCGCUAGAUUAUAAGGAUGAUGCUGUGGACAGUCUGUUGUCCCUUAAAGACAGACUAGAAAACCCUGAUCAUUCAGUUCUCUACAAGACCUGCUCUGACAUCACCAAGGUGAUGAGUAAACGUCUGCCUCAGCAGCAGCUGACGACGUUGGUGUUCAUGUUGUUUGAAGGGCUGGUCGACAGUCAGACAAACUGCUGCAGAGCUUCAUCGGUUAUCCUAAAUACCCUGCUGAAGAACAGAGGAGGUGGCCUGCAAGAGCUGGUACCAGAGAUGCUGGAGGUGCUCCAUGUGCGUCUGCAGAGCAUCACAGAGGAGCAGGUGAGAGUGGCAGUAGGACAGACAGUACUAAUCCUGGCUUCACAGCAUCUACAGAUUGUUAUUAAUACACUAGUUAACCAACCACUUCCAUAUGACAGCUGGACCAGUGAGAUGUGGAUGGCCUUGGGGGCAGAUCCCAUUGUAGCCAAUCAGAUCAUGGAGAUGGUGAUGGAGAAGCUUGUCAUCAUGGCACCCUACGUAGACAAGAAGGAGUCCAUGAUAAGAGGAGGGAUGACAAAGGUGGCCACAAAUCAGCCACUGGCUAUGACAUGCGGCCUCAAAGAGCUGUUAUUAAAUGGCCAGAGUCAGGAGCCGGCAGUCAGUCUGUUUCCUCAGCUCUUCUCCUGUCUCACUGUCAGACUUGGAGCAAGUGUCGGAGUCUCAGCACCGAAAGACAACAGCACCAAACACACUGCCUCUGUCCAUGUAGCAGGGGUAGCAGCGGAUGCACUGAGAAUCUUGUUAGCACGAGCCCAGUUAGAUGAGGUAAUGAAAAGACUGGAUGAGGACAAUGCCUGGGACGCAAUGAAGGAACUGAAUACACACAUUCUUGGAGUUACACUACUAGCAAGGGCGAUGGCUAAACAUGCUGGUCCCAGGUUACCGGCCAUCGUUGAGUGUCUGUGUCCGUCCCUAAACAACAUCUAUGAAUGCCAGAGAAUCACCGUCACUGCUUUCUUCUCUGAGCUGUUAAACCAUCAUGUGGUUACGGAGUUGAUGUUGAUAGACGUGUUAAUGAACAACAUGAUGGAGAGGAUAUCGGAUCCCUGUUGCACCGUCCGCAUGUUGGCUGUUCGAGGACUGGGCAAUAUCGCUGUGGGAUCACCUGAAAAGGUGAAUAAAUAUGCCAAGGAGCUGCUGGCAGCCAUGAGCUCAGGCAUGGAAGAGAAAGAUGAUCCAGGUAAGCUGAUUACUCUUGAGGCCAUGUCUGGUCUCUCUAAAGUUCUCCUGCACCUGGACAAAAAGAAUGUCCACUUACUGGUGGUUUACAUCUUCAUGAAGAUUAAACCAUUCCUGGAAAGUGAGAAUGAUGAGAUCCGUUGUGCUUCCAUCCACCUAAUGGGAAACCUGUCCAAGUUUGGCUCAGGAGAGCCAGUGUUCAAAGACCAGAUCCACAAUGUUCUGGUCAGCUUGCUGUUACACCUGGUUGACCCAAACCCACAGGUGGUCAAGGCGUGUAAAUAUGCCAUGCGUGUGUGUGCUCCUGUGGUGGGAUCAGAGCAGAUCACAACCAUGUUUCAGAACCACCUCCACGAUGACAAGAGCUUGCACUAUGGAGAAUUCAUCAAUGACCUCACCAAGUACCUGAUCCAGGACUUUCCAGGCAUGCUGAACUUCUAUCACAUAUCAGUCAUCCAGUUCUUCAAGAGCAACUGGCCUGAGGUCAGAGCAGGAGCUGCCAUGUUUAUCGGGUUUCUGCUUGGCAAUCUUCCAGAGGAGCAUCUCUCCCACCUCAAUAUGGGCACCAUCACUAAAGGUUUAGUGAUGCUGCUCCAAGAUCCAGAUCCAGUGGUGAGAGUGAAGGCGGCUGAGGCCAUGGGACACUUCCACUGACACACACACACGCACGCACGCACGCACGCACGCACACACACACACACACACACACACACACACACACACACACACACACACACACACACAAGGACACAGGCACAGACAUACAUACAAAUAUCAGUGUUUCCUUUAGUCACAAGUGGUAAGUCACCACUACAUAAAUGCAUAAUAAUAUAAAGUAUAUUUUUAUGAUUUGGCCCCAUGUAUACAAAAACAUGCAGAUCCCACUAUUUAAAUGUGCAGCCUUUAUAAAAUUAUAUUAUAAUAAUGCAACUGUAACAUUCAUUAAAACCAAAGCAGGGACCAAAACAGGAACAAGUGUGGAGCCCGAAGCCAGAAUGUCACAUGUACCAAUGUUAUGAAAUCAUACAAAUGAACACUGAUAAUACACAUUCAUACGCACACAUGCAAACAUAUUUAUCCGUUAGCAGCUUUGAUUGGCUUCUUUUGACACUUGAUUAUGGUACUUGAAAGGAAGUGUUAAUUCUUAUCUAUAUUUUAGUGACCAAAGACUGUGUUGCUCUUUACAGAUGAUUGACAUUGUCUGUAGCAUUUAGUGUUCAGUCAGCGUGACAAUACCAGAGAUAUACUGUGUUUCAUUUAUGAGAUAUAUAAUACUUCAAGAAGUUUCAAAUGCAGAGUAUAAAACAUUGAACUUGAGUUAUACAUUUUUUAGAAUAAGUAUAGUUUCUUCAUAUAUUAUGUGCACAGUAAAACACAUUUAAAGUCCAUGACAGAAGCGUUUCACAUGACUCUGCCAGGUAGCUAGAGUGUGUGUGUAGUCAUACCAGAAGUUUGCGGUAGUGUUACUGGAUGUUAGUUUUAGUUUUAGGUGCUCUCUGCUUGAGAAUUAAUUUUAUUGUCCCAAAGCCCCUCUCUCUGAUCAACCAGGUAUCUUCAGUUUGCUCUGAUCUUUCUCCCUGCCCUCCACCAAGAUCCAAUUAAACAUGUUAGAUCAGUUAAGACGUGUGGUACCACCAGUAGGUGUUAAAAAAAUUAGGUGAUGUCUAUAAUAAAAAAUAAUAACUAAAAUGAUACAUGCACAAGAACUACAGCAGAACUUAAAUAUGGUUUAUAGUUGUGGGUGAGGCGGUAAUUAAAAGAAAACAGGAUGGUUACAUACUCAUGGCUGUGUUCAGUAGUCCAGAUCAUCCAGCCAGCUUUGUCAAAUCAGCGAAGUUAUCCAGCAAUAACCAGCCAAUAACCAGUUAGUGACUAUCCCUAACAGCUACUGCUGCUGUAGGAGCGAUAGCUAACAUGAUGACCGGCUGGUUCAGACCAGGUUAAACAAAGUCAUCGAUAACUUAAACGUAUCUAACCUCCAUUUCUACGCCAUAAUGAAGCUGUUUGUAAAUCACUGCCACCACUACAACUGAAUGGCCACAACAUGAUCAUCUGUGUAGUACACUUCACACAUCCUUUUAUCACAAUAUGUUUAAUCUGCACACACUUCAUGAAUCAGUUUCACUUUAUGAGGGAGUCCAGCCGGGCUCCGUAGAAACAUUAAUUAUCACAAGAACAUUGCCAAACUUUCUGUGUUGUUCAGCGGCCAUUGAUGUACAGACAGUUUGUGACAGUGCAGAAUUAGUCAUUUCAAUGCAGCAACUUUUUUCUUUUUAUCCAUCCGUUACAUUGACAUCAACUCAUGAAGCAGCUAGUUCCAGCCAGUCAGACCUGUACUUACCAGUGUUGCUUGGUAGAACAGACCUGUGUUGCCAUGCUGAAACAGUUUGUGCCAAAUGUCCGUUUAUAUCAUAUAUUAUAAGAGCACUAUAGAGAUGUUGUUAAUGUUUUUCCUCGCUCUCAUUUUGAAUGCACUUAUUGUUGUUUCAGUGUCUGUCAUUAUUCCAUGGAAUGGUUGAAUUUGUACAAUUUUAGGGGUACAGUUGUGGGUUUGCAGGCUCCUUAAUGUGAUGCCACUAUACAUGUGAGUGUUGUAUUAUGUCAGGAUGUCUGUACGUCUAACUCUUAUAACUCCAAAUUAAUUAAUUCACUCAAUGGCCAACAGAGAAGGAUGCAAACUGAUCCAUUACAUGUCCCAAUCUGAAGUCAUUUGAUGACAAAAAAUGUCAAUAGAUAGUUGAGUGAAAGCAAUACAUUAAUACAUUUUUGUAUUUGUAACACAUUUAAAGUAUGAUUAUGUGUAUGUCUACCUUCAAUAUUUCUGUUGCACUUUUGAGCUCUGUCAUGUAGUCCCUGAUUUAAGAACUGACAGGCAAACUUAAACUAAGCUUGUUUUUUUUCCCUUGGAUAAUUGAGAAAAACGAGGUUCCAACAGUUGCUUUUUAAUUUGAAAUGUAACAGGGAGGCAGAUGUUAUUUGUGGGUAAACAAAGGCUAAUAAAUAUCACAUUUACCCUGUAAAUGUAAUUGGUCUAAUAGAAAAGGUUACUCCUGCAUCUGCAUUUGUGCGGCUUAGUUGUUCUCCAAACAGGGACUCAUGGCUUCUAGCACUUUCUAACACUAUGGCUUAGUUUAGGGUGAAUGGUGAAGAGGAAUUAGCAGUGUUCUCAGAUUUAAACACUGUUAUAAACUUUAUACAACUGAUAUGGUUUUUCAUGUCAUCCUCCUGUUUUUUAACAUGUUGAAUGUUGUGAACGUAUGUCUUCAGUAUGUGUGACACAUCGAGGUACAGCUACUUCAAAUGGUUCAUGUUUGAAUGUGUUAAAGUGUGAACGUGUGCAUGUCACUUUUUCAUGUUACUGGACCAGAAGAGAGAGUGGAUGAAGGCAAUCUAUGUAUUUAAAAUAAAGGAAUAAACAGAUCCAUUCAAACAUAA
Molecule: messenger RNA, 7944 nt
Organism: Seriola aureovittata
Lineage: Eukaryota; Metazoa; Chordata; Actinopteri; Carangiformes; Carangidae
Gene: mroh1
Product: maestro heat-like repeat family member 1
Exons: 46
Coding region: 253-5163 (1636 amino acids)
Cellular component (GO): cytoplasm
Source: RefSeq, a predicted model, not a curated record